GUCAAAAGUGCGGCCGUGGAAUUCAUAUCCAGCUAUCCUCCACCUAUCACUCCUUUGUGAGUCCACAGACAAGACUUGGGACCAACUUCCACCUCGAGCACGCGGAUUUGUGCACGUUGCCACAUCAAAGGCAGCCCCGGUUGCUCUUUGUAUGAAUUCACCGCCUGCCUAUCCUUGCUCCUGAGUCAACACAGCCCACCGAGCGACCCUCUGAGUUGAUCUGCCCCUCUACCGUCCAUAUCAACCCCUGAAACUCCUAGGACGCCGACAGCGAAAACAAUUGAGCGACGUCUGGUGCCGAGAAUCGACGGAAAUAGUGCAAUCCUCCUCCAUGUCGCCCACGAUUUCCAUCUCUCUCCUCUCCUGACCCCUCCCACCCCGCGCCAGAAUACUCCUUCAUCUUCUCGUCAUCUUACCUUCCACCAGGAAGCUAAGUCCUCACAGACAGAAGAUUCUCUAUUGAACGCAACUCUUAUCCCAAUCUGUCUGCCGAACAAGCCUCCGCCCUGGCCGCUGGCCUGGACAGGCUCGAAAUUGCUUCUGAGUACUCUGAAUCCCUUUACUACCAGCAGUUUACCAGCUCCUCCGCCACGCUCUCCAACGCAAUGUCUCAAUCCUCUUCUCAGAGUCCAGAUAGCUGGAUCGGCACCUUCUGCAACCUGGUCGGCCAUGAAUAUUUUGCAGAAGUCAGUGAAGAUUUCAUCGAGGACGAUUUCAACCUGACGGGAUUGCAAGCUCAGGUGCCCAUGUACAAGGAUGCACUGGAAAUGAUACUUGACGUGGAGCCGUCAGAGACCAACUCGUCUGCUCUGUCAGAAGAGGAGGAAGAGGAAGAGGAGGAGGAAGAUGAUGGCCUUCUGGGGGACGAAUUGGACGAGCCAGCUGCGAAUCAAAACGGGGCGUCGAGGCGACAAUCUGGCGGCCCGGCUGGCGGCAGAAGACAUGGUCGGACCUCAUCUGAUACUUCUGUCAUUGAGUCGUCCGCGGAACUCCUGUAUGGUCUGAUACAUGCUCGAUACAUCACCUCAAGACCUGGGAUUCAACAAAUGAUGGAGAAAUACGAACUGUCGCAUUUUGGCUUCUGCCCUCGGGUAUAUUGUGCUGGAGCAAAAGUGUUACCGGUCGGUCUAACGGACACCCCAGGGCAGCAGACGGUCAAACUCUUUUGUCCAAGCUGUCUGGACGUCUACACCCCGCCGAAUUCUAGGUUUCAGGCGGUCGACGGUGCCUUUUUCGGCACGACGUUUCCAUGCCUCUUCUUCAUGUCCUAUCCAGAUCUGGACGUUGCUCCAGUCAAGAAACGAAACCCUCGAGAUCCCGGUGGCCAGGGAAAUGAUGACCUCGAAGGCACAUUAAGUCCCAACGAAGUGAAUGCCACGCGAGGAGGAAUAACGGCCAGUCGAAGCUCAAGCUUAACAUUACCUCAAGCCCCACCGAUUCCUGGCAUCACAUCAGCGAAGGACGAGAAGACAUCUGCAUCCGCAGUUGCUCAAAACGCGCUACCUCCACAACCAGCAACUAUCAAUGGAAUCGCCACGCACAACCUUGCACCAGGUUUAGGCAAGGGCAAAAUCUAUGAGCCCAGAAUUUACGGCUUCAAAGUAUCGGAACGAGCGAAGAGCGGCCCGCGGAUGCGCUGGCUUCGGUCUAAACCUCUGGACAUCAAUGAGCUUGACGAAGCAAGACUAUGGCACGAACGAUAUGGCGGCACCGUGGAUGGUGAUCCCGAUGAGGAAAUGCGGCGUGUGCCAGGAGGGAUACAGGACAACGAAGACGAUGAUGAAGAGGAAGAGGAGGAGGGGGAGGAAGAGGAAGGCGAAGGUGGCGGUGGAGAAGUCGCUGACCAGGACGGAGAUGCGAUUAUGGCCACCCAGGGGCAGAAUCAAGCACCCCUCACUCAAACCAGCCAACGGGCCAAGUCAAAACGAGAACCUGAUGCCGAUGGAGACGCACUGAUGGCCAGUCAAAGUCAAGGCGGUAGUCGAGGCAAGUCUCGGCGAAAGCCAGGGACAAGGGGUCAGGGAGUCGACGUCUCCGUGCAACAAACGGGAGAGGGAAAUUGGAUAUGAUCAUGGCAGCAAACGAAGGUGACGGACGACGAUGCAGACGACGAAAACAAGAUUGAAUGAGAAGGGGUGCCCCCUCCAAAGCCGGACGGCGCAAGAGUGAGCAUACCAACCGACGUUGUCGAUGAAAUGAAUAUGGAAAGAAUGGUUCCCUCGCGGACGGCCUUACCCAGCAGCAUGGAGUUCCCAGGCCGCCCUUGAGGAUCAUUGCGAGUAUGCGGGGGCAUCUGAAUAGGGGGAUACAGGUCCAAGGUUUCACGUUCUUUGCUCGAUUCACCACCUGUUCAUCACACGCAAGCUCAAAGCUCGCUCGAGAUCAGUGCAAUAGGAGGAAGGAUCUGCGGCCGGCAACAGCCGCAGCCAACGGCAGAACUGGUAUGGAGACCGGCGUGCUAGAAAUCAUGGAACAACCACGGCCAACGACAGGCAGACAGCAGCACAGGAGGAGUAAUGGGAGAUGAAUUGACAUCCAGGAUCGAUGACGGGGAGCAAGCGGACGAGACAGCGCUGGUUGAUUUGGGAUAUUGAAUUCUGGCAGGAGGCAGACGUGUUGUUAUUACACAUAGUGGACAAGGGCAGUAUCUGGCAUCUACCCUCCUACACAUCCCAUCUGCUUCGCUUCUUCACUUCUGCUCUAUCCUUGGUGUUGAUCUGUCUUUGCGUUGCUUCCCACAAUCCGCUUUUGAUCACACACACACGCACAAAAAGAAAAGGCCAAACCCCCCGGGGAGCAAAAACUUAAGCACGAAGCAGCUCAACUCUGGUUCGUGAUAAGCGAAACUCGCCCCCGAAGGGGUUGGUUUUUCUCGGCCGGUUUUACUACGGGUUAUCUUUACUGCGGGUAAUAUAU
Molecule: messenger RNA, 2916 nt
Organism: Cladophialophora immunda
Lineage: Eukaryota; Fungi; Ascomycota; Eurotiomycetes; Chaetothyriales; Herpotrichiellaceae
Exons: 2
Coding region: 606-2069 (487 amino acids)
Cellular component (GO): protein kinase CK2 complex; cytoplasm
Molecular function (GO): protein kinase regulator activity
Source: RefSeq, a predicted model, not a curated record